Molecule: messenger RNA, 1725 nt
Organism: Rhincodon typus (whale shark)
Lineage: Eukaryota; Metazoa; Chordata; Chondrichthyes; Orectolobiformes; Rhincodontidae
Gene: tspan15
Product: tetraspanin 15
Exons: 8
Coding region: 118-1047 (309 amino acids)
Cellular component (GO): membrane
Source: RefSeq, a predicted model, not a curated record
GAAGCUGGGCGGAGCCGGCCGGCAGGUGAACCGGAACUGGGGUUAUCUCAUGUUCCCCACCAAUGUUUGUUGUGGUCGCGCGACGGACCAACGGCCGGAGCGCAGCGCGUGCUCGGGAUGGAGCGCGCGCGUAGGGGGGCCAGGACGGGACCGCGCAACCACUGCCAGCGCUUCAACUACAUCUGCCUCAAAAUUACCCUCAUCGUUUACUCCACUUUCUUCUGGUUGAUUGGAACUUUCAUCCUUUGUAUUGGCAUAUAUGCAGAAGUUGAGAGACAGAAAUACAAGACACUGCAAGGUGCCUUUUUAGCUCCAGCUAUAAUCCUGAUUUUGCUGGGAAUUCUGAUGUUUGUGGUGUCGUUUAUUGGUGUUUUAGCAUCUUUGCGGGACAACUUGUGCCUUCUGAAAGUGUUUCUCUAUACACUUGCAAUUGUGCUAAUACUGGAAUUGCUGGGUGGAGUUGUGGCAUUGAUCUUCAGGCAUCAGACAUUAGACUUUAUAAAUCAAAACAUCCGUAAAGGCAUUAUACAUUACUAUGAUGACCUGGAUUUCAAGAACAUAAUGGAUUUUGUUCAAGAGGAGUUUAAAUGCUGCGGUGCAGAGGAUUUCACUGACUGGUCACUGAAUAUGUACCAUAGUUGUGAAGGACGUGCAGCUGGACCACUUGCUUGUGGUGUGCCAUACUCUUGUUGUAGACGCAAUAAGACAGAUGUUGCCAAUACAAUGUGUGGUUAUAAAACACUUAAUGAGCAACGUUUCACUGUCGUUCAAAUCAUCUAUGUCGGUGGGUGCACAGACGCAGUGUUGAAUUGGUUCUUGGGACACUAUGCAGCCAUGGCUGCCAUCCUAUUUGGUAUAAUAGCACCACAGUUUUUUGGUGUUUUAAUAACUUGGCUGUAUAUCAGCCGGCUGGAAGAUAUCAUCUACGAAUACGAUGCCGUGAAUAUUGGCCUGAUGAGUGGACCGUCUUACAGCCGCUAUGGAGGUGCAAGCACAUCAGGGGCAGGGUGCUGUUGGUGUUUACCUACUCUCGAUGCUGUUGUAUGAAAUUUGUUGUAUGGGGUAAUUAUAACAUGUUAUAGGUGUCUCAAGGAGCAGUACAGGCUGUAAUACAAUCCAGGGGUUCCGAUGGUGUUUAAAAAGUUUAUAUUGCAGCAGUUUAAGACAAUCUAAGUCGACCAGAAAAAACUUUUGGAACCGAGAGUAAACUGAGCACAGUUUUGGACGGAGAUCAGAGAUCAGAGUCUGUGUCCAAAUUGAAAUCCACCUUUUAAGUUUUCAGAUUCGGAAGACCUGGGUUGUAUUACCAACGUUUUCUGUAUGCUCCCUACAUUUCGUAUUACUUAACACUCUAAAACUCCCAUUCUUUCCAUUUAAUAUACAUGAAGCACUAUAUCUCACUACACUUUUUAAAGGUGCUGUCCUGUGAACAGCAUAUUUUGGUUUCAGGCCAAUUAUGUCUUGUUUUGUCAUGGUGCAGCCUUGUAUUUUGCUACCUCUCUGUCCUGUUACUGCUCCUUUGAAAUAGUAUAACUAUUCUGAGGUGCAACAGGUACUUCAUUCAUGUAUUUCACCAUCGUAACCCUGAACACCACCUUACAAACUGAGACAAGAAUUGGAACAAAUUACAUUUUGUGCAUUAUGAUCGUGGAUGAAUUGCAGAUGUAACCACUCCUUCAGUUGGACUUGUCUCCUCAUAACUGUAUUCCAACUGUUUUGCACAAA